CUUUAUCACCAGUAAUUGCAGAUUUCACCUUGCGGAGACCCCGGGGGCUGACUGUACCUAUUCCCUCCAUUUUUAUCACCUCGAAACAAAUGUCUUGCUGAAGGUGUGUAUUCCCUUUCGCGGGCAACGGGCAGCGUGGUCCACUCCUUUCCUGGACCUUCCUUUGCUGAACGGAGACAAUGGGGGUUGCUGUAGAAGGUCACCCUGUCUCCCUGCCUGCUUGGCUAGACAUCGACAAGAUGUGGGGUCUCGUCCAGUUGCUCGUGGACUACCUUGCACCCAUAUUCCUAGUCUUGUCGCCCAUCACAUCCUAUGCCGAUCAAAUCGCGUCGAUACACCGGAAAAAGUCCUGCGAUGGCUUCUCCCUUGAUAUCCCCCUGAUCAUGCUGGUCGCAUCGAUUCUCAAGGUCUUCUACUGGUUCGGCGCCUACUACGAUAAAUCGCUGCUCAUCCAGGCUUCGCUCAUGAUAGUCGUGCAACUCAUCCUGUUGAAAGUCGCGCUGGACAACCGAGCACCAUCCGGUGGAAGUGAAAAAGGCGGAGUGCAGCAUACGCCAUUUCAAGGAUAUACUCAUAACAGCCCAGGACACAAAGGCAUGUUGUGGGAUUUUUUGAUGGAGGGCAGGAGACCCUUUGGAUUUUGGCAGUGGAAUGCGACAAAGCCGUACUUCGUCUUCCUCCUAUACUUCACCACCACCCUCCUCUUCGUCCAUAUUUUCCUCCCCUUUCUGUCGCGGACACCCUUCUACAUCACGUUUCUUGGCUACGUCGGACUCGCGAUCGAGGCAAUCCUGCCCCUGCCUCAGAUCCUCAAGAACCACCGUGCGCGGUCUUGCAGAGGGUUUCGCCUCUCCGUCAUCAUCAACUGGCUGGCGGGUGACGCCAUGAAAAUGAGUUAUUUCUUUCUCAGCAAGGAGUACGUCCCCUGGCCGUUCCGUCUUUGCGGCAUCUUCCAGGCGUGUUGCGAUGUGUAUUUGGGGUUGCAGUUUUGGAUGUACGGGCAGGGGCCGGCUGGCAUGAAAGAGGAGGUCCCGAUGGCGAACGUGGGAGCCGGCUCGAUGGGGAACGCUGGGUUCCCUGGGUGAACAGUCGCCCUGUGGAAAGAAAUGCCAAGGGAGACGAUGUCAUAAUGUGUUGAUUUGAAUACAAGCGAUUGUUAAUAGAGCCAUUCCUCCUUUGAGCGUGCUGAGGCGAGCAAAAGAUUUGUGAUGUCGGGACUUUGGCGUCGUUGAUAAGAACUAAAAUUAUAGACACUUGUUUGGGAAAAGGGUGGGGGUGCGAUGGCGUGAAUAACACCGAGAUACAUACCCAUGACAUCGGGGAGCAGGGUGACUAAACCCCUGGUUACCUAGGAUGGACGCAUCCUGCAGCAAGUCCUGGUAACUUAUGACGUCGCCCAAGCAAGAGAGGACAGGGGCAAGUCAGGGGACGGUGAGGCAUGUCAGGCCACAGAUCGCCAGGGAGAACGUAGCCUCGUCGACAGUGGGACAGCGAUACUCGAUGCGCGCUGGGACUUGGUUUGAUAAGAGUGGGGGAAUAUGCAAGCAGGGGAGGGGACGAGCAUGUCCCGGUCCCGGUGCUUUGGGAACCGCAUGGCUAGGAAGAUCAAGUGUUUCCAUGAGCCUCAACGUUCAGCCCUCUAUCUCAGCCUUAUGCCGGGGGUCGACGGUAACUCAUAGCCCCGUCAGCUAUCUGCAUCUAACCGGUAGGGACUGUCCUAAGCGAUAGAUGCUUAGUGAUUGGAUGUAAACACUCUCCUAUGA
Messenger RNA from Cladophialophora immunda, 1763 nucleotides. RefSeq lists its product as uncharacterized. Gene Ontology annotation, biological process: retrograde transport, endosome to Golgi; phospholipid translocation. NCBI's taxonomy places the organism in Eukaryota, Fungi, Ascomycota, Eurotiomycetes, Chaetothyriales, Herpotrichiellaceae. Gene Ontology annotation, cellular component: endosome; trans-Golgi network. The transcript has 4 exons. The record is from RefSeq and is a predicted model, not a curated record. The coding region runs from base 180 to 1085 and encodes 301 amino acids.